UGGAAUCACGCCGAGGAAGGUUCGAGAAUCGCGACGGAGCAUCGGAGAAAGCGAAUCCCUCCCGUUCUGCGAGAUUUUACCGGCGGAUUUCUCCGAUCAACUCGGCGAGCACUUGUUAUACGGAGGCGAUUAACUAAUCAGAGGUAGAAGAGACUCGAUUGCGAAACAAUGAUGUGAUUAGGGCUAACAGGUCUCCACGAAAACGAAUAGCGAAGAAUCCACCGGAAAAUGGAUACUCCGUCGUCGGAAGGAUCGGCUCCGAGGAGGACGUUACGGAGAAAAGCAGUCAGGAAGAACUACGACGAGAACGCGAUGGACGAACCGAUCGAAACCUCGAAGAAGAAGUUCAAAACGAAGCAGCAGCUGGAGAAAGAAACCGAGACGGAGGCUCUUAUAGCCUUAUCCGUCGGCUUCCCGAUCGACGAGCUCCUCGAGGACGAGAUACGCGCCGGCGUGGUGAGGGAGCUAGGAGGGAAAGAGCAGAACGAUUACAUCGUCGUUAGAAACCAUAUAGUCGCGAGGUGGAGGAGUAACGUUAGGGUUUGGCUGCUUAAAGAUCGGAUUAGAGAGUCUGUUAGUAGUGAAUGCGAGCAUUUGAUCUCAGCUGCUUAUGAGUUUCUGUUGUUUAAUGGUUACAUUAACUUUGGGGUGUCGCCUUUGUUUAAUGGAUACAUUCCUGAAGAUGGGAGUGAAGGUUCGGUGAUUGUUGUUGGUGCUGGACUUGCUGGUUUGGCGGCUGCGAGGCAGCUUUUGUCUUUUGGGUUUAAAGUUGUGGUCUUGGAAGGUAGGAGUCGUCCCGGGGGGAGAGUUUAUACUCAGAAGAUGGGAGGGAAAGAUAGGUUUGCAGCUGUUGAGCUUGGUGGGAGUGUGAUCACUGGUCUACACGCGAACCCGCUUGGAGUUCUUGCUAGGCAGCUUUCUAUUCCUCUUCAUAAGGUGAGAGACCAUUGUCCUUUGUAUAACUCGGAGGGAGAGGUUGUUGAUAAGGCUGUUGACUCCAAGGUUGAGUUUGGGUUUAAUAAGCUGCUGGAUAAGGUUGCUGAAGUGAGGGAGAUGAUGGGUGGGGCUGCUAAUAAGGUUUCGUUGGGUGAAGUCUUGGAGACUCUCAGGGUGUUGUACGGUGUAGCUAAGGAUUCGGAGGAGAGGAAGCUUUUUGAUUGGCACCUUGCUAACUUGGAAUAUGCUAACGCUGGGUGUCUUUCGAAUCUUUCAGCUGCGUAUUGGGAUCAGGAUGAUCCGUACGAGAUGGGUGGGGAUCAUUGUUUCCUUGCUGGUGGAAACUGGAGACUUAUAAACGCCUUAGCUGAAGGGUUGCCUAUUCUCUAUGGGAAAAGAGUUGAUGCUAUCAAGUACGGAGACAGAGGAGUUGAAGUCGUUUCCGGCAGCCAGAGGUUUCAAGGAGACAUGAUUCUUUGCACUGUUCCGCUAGGGGUCUUGAAGAAAAGAUGUAUUAAGUUCGAGCCGGAGUUGCCUAGAAGGAAACAAGCUGCCAUUGACAGGUUGGGUUUUGGUCUUCUGAACAAAGUCGCCAUGCUGUUCCCGUCUGUGUUCUGGGGUGACGAUUUGGACACGUUUGGAUGCCUCAACGAUAGUAGUAUCGACCGAGGAGAGUUCUUUCUCUUCUAUGCAUACCAUACAGUCUCUGGUGGCCCUGCUUUAGUUGCCUUAGUUGCUGGAGAAGCUGCUCAGAGAUUCGAGUGUACAGAACCGUCUACUUUACUUCACCGUGUUAUGAAAAAACUCAGAAGCAUAUAUGGUCCUAAAGGUGUUGUUGUACCUGACCCGAUACAGACGAUUUGCACUAGAUGGGGAAGUGAUCCUUUCUCAUAUGGCUCAUAUUCACAUGUAAGGGUUGGUUCAUCAGGCGUGGACUACGACAUUCUAGCAGAAAGUGUAAAUAACCGACUAUUCUUCGCUGGUGAGGCUACGACAAGGCAACAUCCAGCAACAAUGCACGGUGCCUACCUAAGCGGUUUAAGAGAAGCGUCUCGGAUUCAACGCGUUGUGAAUGUUUCUCGCGGUUACCCGAGGAAGCCUGUCCAGAGAUACAGUGGAGUUAGUAGCGAUGUUCUUGAAGAUCUGUUCAAAAGACCCGACAUUGCAUCUGGACAGUUGUCAUUUGUCUUUAACCCAUCAACCGACGAUCCGAAAUCACUUGGAUUAGUCAGAGUUUGUUUUGACAGCUUUGAAGACGAUCCAACUAAUCGUCUUCAGCUUUACAGUAUCCUUUCAUGGGAGCAAGCUCAGAAGCUUCAAGAAGUGGGAGAGAGCAGCAAUGAAAGCAAAUUGACAUAUAUGGUUAAUAAUCUCGGAUCAAAGCUGAUGGGUGGCAACGCAGUACUAGACACAUGUGGUGCAUUGAUCAGUGUGAUAGCUAACGCACGCAAAGGCAGAAGCAGGACUCGUGUCGUUGCGAGGCAAUAACACAUUCUUCGGUUUCUUCACUAACCCCACCAUCACAUGGUUAUGCCUUGCCUUAAUUAGUUUGUCAUUGUUGGAGACUUUUUUUUUUUAAACUGCACAAUGUAUACAAAUGAUGAAAUAGUGGAUCAAUGUUUCUUGGCAAAA
Molecule: messenger RNA, 2568 nt
Organism: Brassica oleracea var. oleracea
Lineage: Eukaryota; Viridiplantae; Streptophyta; Magnoliopsida; Brassicales; Brassicaceae
Product: lysine-specific histone demethylase 1 homolog 2
Exons: 2
Coding region: 229-2424 (731 amino acids)
Molecular function (GO): protein binding; oxidoreductase activity
Source: RefSeq, a predicted model, not a curated record